AUGCUGCCGUGCCUGGUCAUGCAGGAGGUCCUUGAGUGGGGUCCCAAUGCUGUAUACCUGGUACAGGGUCUACUUGGCCUCUCCCGCCUCGCAGUAUUCGUCCACUUCAAGGACGACCUGGGCCUGGACCCCGCAGCCGUGGCCUUCUACACCAGUCUCAGCUACCUCCCAUGGAUGAUCAAGCCCCUGUAUGGAUUCCUGAGUGACACGGUGCCCCUCUUUGGCUACCGCCGGCGGUCCUAUCUCGUUCUGUGCGGGCUGCUCAACUGCGUGUGCUGGCUGGCGCUGGCCUGGACCUCGCCGGGCGUCUGGGCGACCGUCACGCUCCUGGUUCUGGGCUCCUUCUCCACUGCCUGUGCCGACGUGGUGGCCGACUCCAUCGUCGUGCAGCUCAAGGCCGGCAGCCUGCAGUCGCUGUGCUGGGGCUCCGCCGCGGCCGGCAGCGUGGCCAGCGCCUACUUCUCGGGCUCCCUCGUGCACGACCACGGGCCGCGGACCGUGUUUGCAGUCACGGCCCUGUUCCCGCUCCUUGUAUCGGCCGCUGCGGCCGCCAUCCCUGAGCCGCGGGUGCUGCCGGAGGGCAAGCAGACCCUGGCCCAGGCCCAGGAAAGCGCAGCGGUGCAGGCCCGGGCGCUGUGGGCUGCGGUGAGGCACCCCGCCAUCUACCUGCCCACCCUCUUUGUCUUCUCCUGGCAGACCGUGAUGACCUUUUUCCAGACCAAGCAGCUGGGAUUUAGCACCGAGUAUCUGGGGCAGAUCCGGCUGGUCGGGGCCCUGGCCUCCCUGGCCGGCGUGGGGGUCUACAACUACGGCCUCAAGGCCACGCCCCUGCGCACCAUCUUCCUGUGGACCGCCCUGCUGGGCACCGGGCUGGGCUUCACCCAGCUCAUCCUCAUCACAGGCACCAACCUGCGGUUCGGGAUUAGCAACGAGGUCUUCGCCCUGGCCGACACGACCCUGCUCACGGUGCUGGGCCAGGUGUCGUUCAUGCCGGUCCUGGUCCUCGCCUCCCGCCUCUGCCCAGAGGGCGUGGAGGCGACGCUCUUCGCCACGCUGAUGAGCGUGCUGAAUGCGGGGGGCUUCACCGGCCAGGCCCUGGGCUCCGCCCUCACCACAGUCUUCGGGGUGACAUCCGACGACUUCGGCCACCUGCCACAGCUCGUGACCUUUGUCACGCUGUGCACGCUGGCGCCCCUGCCGCUCCUGCGACUCAUUCCCCCCGCCAGCACGCUGGCCGCCGCAGAGGAGCAUGGCCGCAAGGAUGGCUGA
This is a messenger RNA of Auxenochlorella protothecoides, 1269 nucleotides long. RefSeq lists its product as hypothetical. Gene Ontology annotation, cellular component: membrane. The record is from RefSeq and is a predicted model, not a curated record. Lineage: Eukaryota; Viridiplantae; Chlorophyta; Trebouxiophyceae; Chlorellales; Chlorellaceae. The transcript has 8 exons. The coding region runs from base 1 to 1269 and encodes 422 amino acids.